Molecule: messenger RNA, 1354 nt
Organism: Capsella rubella
Lineage: Eukaryota; Viridiplantae; Streptophyta; Magnoliopsida; Brassicales; Brassicaceae
Product: protein PHYTOCHROME KINASE SUBSTRATE 4
Exons: 1
Coding region: 1-1248 (415 amino acids)
Biological process (GO): phototropism
Source: RefSeq, a predicted model, not a curated record
AUGGCGCAGACUACUGUAACUGUAGUGGCAACCAAACGCCAUGCUCUUGAUCCGUACAUCAAGAUUCUUCAGAAUCGAUCAGAUGGUAUUGAUGUCUCCUUUUCCUCGUACCUCAAGCCUGACAACAACGAACAACGACAAAAGGAGCAUGAGGAUACUGAGCUAAGUAUCUUCGAAGCUAAGAGUUACUUUAGCGAAACCGGAAGCGACGAGAAAUGCCAGACGAGGAAUCUUAGUGGUCCAAGAUUCUCUUCGGUUUCAUCUGCAAAAGUGUCUUCUUUUACCGUAGGUCACACGGCAUCCUCUGAAGCUAGUUGGAACAGCCAAACCGGUUUGCUCUGUAACAAAAACCGCCAAGGAUCGGACCGAGAUGGACGUGGAAGCAGCAAGAAAGGACCCAGAUGGUUUUUUAGACGCAGGACUUGUCCUUGUUCUAGCUCCAAAUCGGUUCAGGUCCAAGAAUCCAAACCAAGAAUCGCAGUGCCCAAAACCGGUUCUGACCGAGUCGUGUCUAACCGAAUCGUUCAUCAUCAUCAGACGAUAUCUUCGCCUGAGCCAAUAAGAUUAACGAUCCCUUCAAACACGGUGACUCGGUCCAUCGAGUACACCGAAAACAGAGAAGCUAGAGCUCCAGUUAGUAAUUUUAGCUUCCCAACUCUAACCGAAACUUCAAAUUCAUCAGAGAACCCCAAGAAUCCGGUUAUGAAUACAAUUAAACCGGUUUUAGUUGAACCUGUUCUGCAUCCGAUUAAACCGGUUCUGAAUCAGACGAGUCCCAAGGGAGCCACCACAGACGAAGAAGCCACGAGCGACGCUAGCUCCGAUCUUUUUGAGAUAGAGAGCUUCUCUACUCAACACGCAGCCCGUCCGUGGGCACCAUCCGCAUCCAGGGACUCGAUAGACGAGACCAUGUCUGAGUUUGGAUACGAGCCGAGUGAAGCAAGUGUUACAUGGAGCGUUAUGACCGCGGAGCCAGCCUCGGCGGUUGCGGCUAGCUUCUCAAGAAUUGGCUUGUCGCCGUCUUCGUCGCUGGUCGUUACCGGCUUCGAUAAGAAGAGAACCGGGUCGUUGAGCUGUCGUUAUGAGAAAGCCGUUAUGGUUAGCGGCGGUCAACGUUUGGUGCAACCUCUUAAGAGCGUUAGCUUUCAGAAAGAUGUCGCGGAAAAGGUGUUUUGCAACAAUGGCAGUUCGAAACAAUGUGUGACAAGUCGAGAUAUGCUAGAUACCAAAUCUUCCUUCUUGGUUUAGGUCCAGGUUACUCCAUUAUCUUGUAUUUUUUUUUGUGCUUCUCUUGUAAAUUUGCUCUGUUUUUUUACUUUCUGUUGGGUUAAACAAUGUGUAAUGAAGACUGUGG